AUGACUUCCGUUCGCACGUGUUAUUGCAAACACGAGGAGAAUGUAGCGCGCAGGAAGGAUAAUGAUAUCAGAAUACACAAUGCGAAUCGACAUCCUGUAACUGUCGUAUCUAAAAAAUCGAUAGUCACGAAUACAACUUGUGGAAGUAGCAGAGGGUCUUGUAAACGCGCGAGUCGCGUUAUUAAAGAAAAAAUUCUUAAUACGCACCGAUCGGUAGAAGUGCAGCCUCCCAAUUCCGUCUUGAGUCCCGAAACAUCCACCGCUCUUGAAAAUGCCGAGAAGAUUGUUAACAAUGCAAAGAUACAACUCAUGGAAGUCUGCGCAACGUCGAGUUUCGAUUCCGCACGACAGCAUAGAAAUACGUAUUCGGACGAGCCGCCGUUGGACGACGAGAUGGAAGAGCGGCUGUACGUUCGCGAGCUAGUGGCCUCCAAGUUUCAGGAUGCAUGUUCUUCAAAGUUAUCGGAGGUGAACGGCAAGACAAGCGCACGUUCGCAGAAACGUGAUUUUCCUCGUGUCACCGUUCGCAGGGUUGAUUUGUCGGCGCCAAAAUUUCGGAUGUCGCGACGACGACGUGCCGACUGGUCAUCUCUUGGAUACGGAAGCGACAAUCGGUCUCAUGGACGUGCAUCGCCUGCCCGAGUGCUGUCGAAGGACUCGAUCAAUAACGUGAACGUUGAGACGACAGCCCCCGACGAUCAUGCUCGCGAUCGUCGGCGAAUGUUGUCAGCACGAGGAAACGAGUGUGAAAUCCAAAUAGGACCAUCGGUGCACAUUGUUGACCGGGAGUUGGUCAAACAGGAUCUGGAGGACGUGCACAUCUCGCCAGAGCCGUAUCCGGCGCAAAGCCGCGCGAAUACGGCUACUUAUAUCCUAUGCCAUGAUGUUAUUCAAACAAAUGCGGAUAAUAGAAUGAUCGACCCGGAAGUAUCAGGGACGCCGAGAACACGGCGUGUGAGAUUGGACACGUUACAACGAGGGAAACCGAUUGAGAAGACGAUUAUCGAAGCUGCGACCGAAACAAAACCAGUAACUCUUGUAAGCAAGUUGGAAAAGGAGUUUGAAGAUGCCAAGAAUUCUGAUGCUGGACAAGAUGUCGAACGAAUUCAAUCCCCGAAAAUCCGAAAUUAUACACAAGAGAAAAAGGAUCCCGACCCGCAAGAUGUCGAAAGGACACCUGAACGUUUAAGAAACACGACGAGUCAAGGAGCGAUUAAGUUCGCAGUGGUUGAAACUCCACAGAUUGAUAGAAAUGAAAAAUUGCACAAAGCGAGAAACGAGAACCACGAGGGAAUUCUUUUUUUAUCCUCCGCCGGCGGUGAUACGCAAAUUCGUUACGCGGAGGAUGACGGAAUAUUCUGUAAGAGAAGUGCUGACCAUCAGCGAAACGUCGAAAACAUUGUAGAUAAGAUCCAGGUGGAGGAAAACCGAAGCGAUCGAUCAAAGCCGUCGCCUGGCGACGACAUCUCAAGGACAGCGAGUUUUUCUCGACAGCGCGAAAAUAUCGCUUCGCGUUAUCGACAGGCAGAAAGUUCGAGACAUCAUCGGACGAUUGAUAGACACUUUUCGCACACAUUCAAUAGUCAUAACGGACAAGAUGGGCUGUGCGUCACUAGUGAAGACAUACAACGUCCAUCUUUCGCUUCAGGCUAUACGGACGUUUUCCGAGAAACAAUUUUUGCGGAGGACAAUUUGGAUGAUAUCGAUUUGUAUCGACCGUGUCUUGAUGACUUGGAUUCAAUCCUGCAUUCCAACGACAGGAAAAUCGAACAUGUCACUCGAGUGACCAGAAAUCUUAAGGAAUUAUUAUCAGACUCCAAAUUCGCGAUAUACAAGCUGGAUGAAGACGAGCUAGUGUCUCAAGACGCGGUGAAAUUUUGUCGGAACUCGCUAAACGAUAAAGAUGGCGAGUAUCCAUUAUUGAACGAGGCGUCGAACAAGGCGGCUCGAUCGUCAUUUUUGGAGACUGAAUUAAGAAACGAGGAUCUGACCGUCUCAAAAGUACAUCGAACCGACGAUCUGCAGGCAGCAAAUGCGGCGGGGACGAAAUCGUCGACUUUCACGAAGGAAGACGGUUCUCGCAGUAAUUACUCGAAGAACUCCGUCGAAUCUAGCGUGUUUCCUGCAUCAGAUGCGAAUGACAGCCCCAGGACAUCUCGCGACAGCGAUAGAACUCAACGGUCGGCGACCAAAGCGUACUUAUCGGAAUCGUCGAUGGACAGAUCGGAUGCCACGACAUUUUCCAACCUGGUACCAACGUUAUCCAGCACACACACGGAGGCUCCGUGUCGUCAUCAGAAGAAGGAAGUCGCCCGGGAUGAUCGUCACAAAGUCACGUCUGCGAGGAAAUUCUCGGAGCACAAGAUCCGUCGUUCUGGAAAGGAAUACACCGAUGACAGAAUUUUCGCGCGGUUUUUCCGGAAAGACACGUCCCAAGCGAUAGAUCGGUUUCUUGCCUACAUCCUGCAGGAUGAAAAACGGAGCAUCGAAGGAAAGAUUGCGAGCGCCUUGAAGGAGUCAGCGGUAACACCUGCAGCGGUUCAGAAGCUUCUAGAUCAUUUGCGCGAGGCUGAAUCGAUCCGCGACACGCGUCAGUCGGAAACCUUGGACAUUCUGAGAAAUAUCCUGAUUAACGUGAAAAGUCAGUCCGAUCAAGGAAACGCGAACGACAGGAAAUUAUUCUUUCAAAACGUUUCCGAUUCCUUGGCUUGUAGCAACGCUCCGCCAAAUGCAAUCGACGGGUCUCGAGAACAAAGCGUGCAACAGACGCCAGUAAAAGUUGACAGUGAAGUCGAGCGAAAUUUUACCAAAAAUUCCUAUGAACUUAAAGGUCUCGGCGAGCACUCCUCCGACUUAUCUGAAUGUCGUGAAACGAGAGAAAGCGUUCGCUCUACGGCUCGUUGCGAGUCUAUGCAACAUUUUGCGAAUAGCAAGGACACGGGUCAGACAGAAAACGCGGAUGUUAUGAGGACUCUUUCGAUUGAUUUUGAAAAUCAAACGGACAAAGAUGUCAAUAAUCCGAAAAAGGAGGAGACAUUUCCUCGGAACGUCACUGGUUCCUUGAUUUGGACGAACGCUAUGUCGAAUACAAAUGAGGAGAUAAUUUUGCGAACAGAAAAUAAUACGAAUGAUAUUGGACAAGUUACUGGGAAAUUUAACGAUUCCAAAAAUCCUGAUAAAUAUCUCUCUCCCGCAAUUCCGGAAUCGAGAGAAAGUGUUCAUUCCGCAGCUCAUUUCGAGACUGCUAAAAAUUCGAAGAAUAACAGCAAAAAUAACAAGAAGAAUAACAGCAAUGGAAACUCGUGUUCGGAAGCAGAGUCGUUAAAACAGAUCUCCGAUAUCCGUAGCGACGACAAUGAAAAUCCCGAGGAGAAUUCCGAGCAUUUGUCUACGAAGAUUGCAUCUGCAAGAUCGAAAGGGGGAAGCGAAAUGGAAACUGUUGAUUUAGUUACCGGAAUCUCAGUAUUUAAAAAUAAAGAUGAUAUAAUUAUCGAAAAGCUUGAAAACGGUAAAUCGAAGGAGGUUACGCAGAUUGAUAAAAAUCAACGUGCAAAUGAAAUUGUCACGCAAACCGAUCAGAUUGAAGCGCGUUCAAAUAUUUCGGAAGAAGCUGUAAAAGAAAUUACAAACGGAAAAACGCAAGUCAGUACCAUGCCGGCAGGCAAAAGAGUAUUGUUCACAUUUGCAGAAGUUUCGGAGACAAAAAACGAGCGAGUUUGUUUGGAUGUAAGUCCUGCCAAAUCGAAGUUGAUUGAUGAAGAUGUGACGAAAGAAGACAUUGGUCUCAUACAUUUGUCGGCGAAGGAAAACACUGGAUCUUUACGUGAAGCGAAAAUUGAUCCUCAACAAGAGAUGGUUAAGCAAAAGAAUUCUGCGGAUAAUAAUUGCUCAGCCGAAUCUCCACGAGAGUGUACUUUGCCAAAAAGUAGCGAGUCAUCUUCGCGAGAAGUCGCGUCUUGUAACAAGCAAAUUUCCUUUGAUAUUGCUGGAAAGGAUAAUUCGACAAGAGAUAUGAGAAACGAGGAAGCUUGUAAAUUGAUGACGUUCGCAGUGGUUGAAAACCGCAGAGACGGAAAUGAGACCUCAAAGCCUCAGAAAACUGCGACAAGCGAUAACGAGCGGCAGCCAAUUGAUUUGACAGGCAUAUCACGGAAGUAUAAGAUAGAUGUCUUGUCUAGCUCUAAUUCUAGUGUCAGCAGUACGUUGCUGGACCACGACGAUAGGUCGACUAAUGGUGCGUUGAGUGCAGACGCGAGAAGAGUCGGGACUACCUCUGAGACCUCUCAUUCUGAGGGAGAACUGUACAUGCCGAGCUCGUGCUCGUAUUCCCUCGGCGAGGUGCGCGUCUUGAGGAGGAAACACGAUUUGAUCGAGGAUAAUGCGAUGGAUCGUGAUAGUAGUAUGACGGUUCUCGUCACCAAGAGUAUGCUAACAUCCUUGAACGAUUCCACGAUGUCUCUGCUGGGAAGCUCUGAACGUAUUUAGAACGAGCCGUAGAUUCUUCAGCGCGACGCGUGACACUUCGACUUAUCAGAGAUGACAUUCUUUUCAAUGAUUUUUAUUUAUGUUGCGAUAACGAGCUGUGCUAUCGAUUGC
Messenger RNA from Trachymyrmex cornetzi, 4596 nucleotides. RefSeq lists its product as uncharacterized. Lineage: Eukaryota; Metazoa; Arthropoda; Insecta; Hymenoptera; Formicidae. The record is from RefSeq and is a predicted model, not a curated record. Bases 1 to 4485 code for a protein of 1494 amino acids. The transcript has 7 exons.